CCUUCAAAGUUUGUAGCUACAGGCUGAUACUAAGAAAGAAGAAGAGACGGUCAUUCUGCAUCCCCUCUGCCACACACUUUCUGAAGUUUCAUAACUUUGCUGUAUCGUCUGUAUCACCAUGAAGAUGUUUCCUGUGUGUGUGUUUGUUUGUGCUGUGAUGAUUCUGACCCAUGCUGCUGGUGAGUAUUUUCUUCCUGAAGGAAGGACUGCAACUAAUCAAACAGUCAAAAGGCACCUGGCCAAGAGGUCCUCUGAUUGUCCUGGAGGCUGGACUCUGUUGCGUGGUCGCUGCUUCCUCUAUGUUCCAGGACCCAUGACAUGGGCUAAAGCAGAGAAAAACUGCUUGUCCAUGGGGGCCAACCUUGCAUCUGUGCACAGCAUCACAGAGUACCAUGGGAUUCAGCACAUGAUAAUGACUGCCACUCAUGGCAACCAAGAAACCUGGAUUGGAGGAAGUGAUGCACAGGAGGAGAAUGCCUGGUUAUGGACUGAUGGAACGGCUUUCCACUAUUCUAACUGGUGCCCAGGAGAGCCCAAUAAUUACGGGCGCAACCAGCACUGUCUGCAAAUUAAUCAUAGCGGUUCCAAGUGCUGGGAUGAUAAAGGGUGUCAUGAACAUCGACCUUCUGUUUGUGUUAAGAAAAUAUGAAAUAUCUAUCAAAAUACACACUGUUUGGUGUGCAAUGACUUUUGUUUUUCAUUCUUCAUUUGGCUUUACAAUUUUUGUUUCAUCUUUUGUCUCUAGCAUAAAAGUUUAGCAACAAAAUAAAAAAUCUGUGUCAUGAAUAGUGGCACUCCCAACCCUAGUUCUAAACCGUAGCUUAAAUUUUCGACUAAAUUUUCAACUGUGGAAAAGUAUAAAAAGUAUUGCUCGUCUUUGCGCAUCUUUUCUCUGUAAACUCUUCCUCCUUUGCAAUAAUAAAACUCUCAAGCAUG
Molecule: messenger RNA, 936 nt
Organism: Oreochromis niloticus (Nile tilapia)
Lineage: Eukaryota; Metazoa; Chordata; Actinopteri; Cichliformes; Cichlidae
Product: ladderlectin-like
Exons: 6
Coding region: 119-649 (176 amino acids)
Source: RefSeq, a predicted model, not a curated record